UCACAUUAGUAAAAAAAAAAAGUUACAAGAUCAGAAAUUUAAUUUGUUCCCAAUUUUGUAAUAUUUAAACAAAAAUAUGUCUAUUCCUUUUAGUGGAGCUUUAAGGCGAUCAAAUGGCAUAAUUUCAGCGAUAAGCAAGGAAUUGAAAAGUGUCAAUUUAAAAGGAGUUAAGAGAAUAACUGUUAUAUUUGAUCCAUUUGCCGAGAAUGUCCGACCUACAAGAGAUUUUUUGUCUCUGUUGUCAACACCUAAAAUAUCUCUAACCAAUCCUAAUUGUGUCAUAAAAACGGAUGUAGUUUGCAAUCGCCAACCUUCUGAAGUGAAGUUCUCUUUGAUAGACUCUGCUCAAGAAAAAGCACAAGUAAAAGAAGUACGUCUUUUAAGCAGUAACUUGAGUACGUUAGAACUCUUACAACUUCUUAACAAGCACGUCUCGGUGUUGGCACCGGUCGAAGAAAUUACUUCAAAGGUAACCACCAAAGCAGAAAAACAGAAAUUAUCGGGUGGUGCUGGUGCUAAAAGAGCGACAAAGAAGAAAUAAAUCGAAAAACUCAUCUAUACUAAAUAAGAGUUGUUAAUAUAGAGUUUAUCCUCCUUUUAAAUACAAGUAAUAAGCAUAAUGGUUAAAAAACACAAGGGUACUUUGGCCGUGAUUGAAAAGCUGUACGAAGAUAUACCAGCUUUUACUGACAUUUUCACCGAAGAAUCGUUUUACAUGUUCGCAUUUUGUUUCGUAUGCGCUACCAUUUUAGUAACAUUUAUCUUAUCGAGAUUUAUUACUUUAAAACCAGUUGAAAUCUAAAAAAUUAUAUGUAUAUAAUAUUAAAAACUUUGCCCACGAUGAGCAUCUCGCUCUAUCGCGGAAUAAAAUCGUUAAUGUGAAAUCUAA
Molecule: messenger RNA, 889 nt
Organism: Ceratitis capitata (Mediterranean fruit fly)
Lineage: Eukaryota; Metazoa; Arthropoda; Insecta; Diptera; Tephritidae
Gene: mRpL53
Product: 39S ribosomal protein L53, mitochondrial
Exons: 3
Coding region: 77-541 (154 amino acids)
Cellular component (GO): mitochondrial large ribosomal subunit
Source: RefSeq, a predicted model, not a curated record